Ornithorhynchus anatinus (platypus) is the source of this 2122-nucleotide messenger RNA. RefSeq names its product par-6 family cell polarity regulator gamma (gene PARD6G). The coding region runs from base 96 to 1211 and encodes 371 amino acids. Gene Ontology annotation, cellular component: cell cortex; apical plasma membrane; nucleus. NCBI's taxonomy places the organism in Eukaryota, Metazoa, Chordata, Mammalia, Monotremata, Ornithorhynchidae. The record is from RefSeq and is a predicted model, not a curated record. Gene Ontology annotation, molecular function: protein kinase C binding. The transcript is spliced from 3 exons. Gene Ontology annotation, biological process: regulation of cellular localization; establishment or maintenance of cell polarity; centrosome cycle.
GGCGCCCCCGGCGGCGGGUCGGCGGCUGGUCGGCGGUGCGGGGUCCUCUGGGGAAGGCGAGGCCGCGCGGCCCCGGCCCUGCCCCCGCCGACACCAUGAACCGCAGCUUCACCAAGUCCCAGACCCUGCGCUUCUUCGACUGCAACGCGGUGGAAGUGAAGAGUAAGUUCGGGGCGGAAUUCCGGAGGUUCUCCCUGGACCGCUACAAACCCGGGAAGUUUGCGGACUUCUACCAGCUGGUUCUGCACACCCACCGCAUCUCCAGCACGGACGUGCUCAUCGGCUACGCGGACGUGCACGGAGACCUGCUGCCCAUCAACAACGACGAUAACUUCUUCAAGGCCGUGUCCAGCGCCAACCCGCUGCUCCGCGUCUUCAUCCAGCGGCAAGAAGAAGUGGACCACUGCAGCUUCGGGACCAGCACGCUGACCCGCAGGAAGAAGGCGCUGGUGACCCUGCGCAGCGAGCCGCCCCGCCGCCGGCCGCACCUGGACAUCGGCCUGCCCCACGACUUCCGGCCGGUGUCCUCCAUCAUCGACGUGGACAUCCUGCCCGAGACCCACCGGCGCGUCCGGCUCUACCGGCACGGCUGCCAGAAGCCGCUGGGCUUCUACAUCCGCGACGGGGCCAGCGUGCGGGUGUCGCCCCACGGGCUGGAGAAGGUCCCGGGCAUCUUCAUCUCGCGCAUGGUGCCCGGCGGGCUGGCCGAGAGCACGGGCCUGCUGGCCGUCAACGACGAGGUCCUGGAGGUCAACGGCAUCGAGGUGGCCGGCAAGACGCUGGACCAGGUCACGGACAUGAUGAUCGCCAACAGCCACAACCUCAUCGUCACGGUCAAGCCGGCCAACCAGCGCAACAACGUGGUCCGCGGCAGCCGGACGUCCGGCAGCUCGGGACAGUCGACGGACAGCGCCGCCAGCCAGCACAGCCUGCCCCCGCCCGCCCACGUCCUGCAGAACUUCCUCCCCGACGACGUGGAGAGCGACGAGGAGGCCGACCUGGUCAUCGAGGGGGUGCUGGGCCCCCCGCCGGGCCCCGCGGCCCCCGGCCCGCCGCGCCCGGGCGGCCCCCGCCCGCCGCCCGCCUUCCCCGGCCCGGAGAGCAACGUCAGCCUCUACCGGCUCCUCAGCUCGCUCAAGUCCGACCCCCGCCACAGCCUGGCCACCCCGCAGGGUGGGGUGGAGGAGGACGGCACGGUCAUCACGCUGUAGCCCGCCGGCCCGCCCGGACGGGCGGGGGCCCGGGACCCUUCGGGAGCCGGGAGGGGGGAGGGGACGGACGCCCCCGCCGCCGGGGCCCCGGGCCGAGGCCCGUUGGGCCACGGGCUCGGGAACGCCGCGGGGACCUCCCGCCGCCCCCCGCCCCGUUCCUUUCCGUCGGGGGUCCGUCCCCGUCGGCGCGGCCUCCCCCGGGCUGCCGGGACGGCGCCGUCCUCUCCCCGGGGGCGGCACCGUCCCGCCCCGCCCUCCGCCCUCCCCGUCCGGGAUGGCCCGUGGACGUCUUCCCCUCCCCGGGGGUCAGCGGCCGCUGCUUCCCCGUGGGUUCUCGGCGACUCCGCCGACGGGACGAAACCUAGCCUUCGUUUUUUCCUUCUCGAAAUAUUUAUUAGUUCGGUCCCCGCUUCCCCAAGCGGCCCGUUUUUACAAGUCGGGGUCCUCUUCGUUUGAUCCCGGGGAAGGGUCUCGGCUCCGGACUCCCGGACGCCACGGGGCGGCCCUUGCGACGUCCGGGGAGGAGACCGGGCGCGGAGGCCGAAGAAACGGCCCCGUGCAAGGACGGGGCUUCGGAGGGGAGCGGAGCUCCGACGUCGGGACUGUCGGGACUGUCGCCCGCGGUCACGACAGCUCUCUCCAAGGGCGCCGGUCGGCGGAAACGGGCCGGUCACCCCGGAGGCGACCCUCCCGCUCCCCGCGGUGGCUCCGGAAGGCCUCUCGACGGUCCGAGACGGCCAGGUCCCCCGACGCGACGUCUUCGGUUUUAAGAACGCGGCAGAGAUGGCUUCAAGAUGUAUUUUUCUACCUGCGCCUAUCCACGUCGUUUCUCUCUUUUUUAAAAAAACAAAAAAACAACCCACAACUUUGUAGUACUGUUUAUUAAAGGUUUUCUGUUUUUUGUAAAUGGA